Helianthus annuus (common sunflower) is the source of this 1866-nucleotide messenger RNA. RefSeq lists its product as uncharacterized. The transcript is spliced from 5 exons. The coding region runs from base 166 to 1620 and encodes 484 amino acids. Lineage: Eukaryota; Viridiplantae; Streptophyta; Magnoliopsida; Asterales; Asteraceae. The record is from RefSeq and is a predicted model, not a curated record.
UCCGUUACAUGAAAAGCCCCUAAAAUUCCCUCGUUCCUUCCUUGUGACUUCUCACCAUUAUUAGGGUUUUAGCAUCUCAUUUCACCUCAACAAAUUCAACCUCAAAUCCUGCAUUUCUUCCCCAAUUUCUUCCAAAAUUCUGCUUCAAACCACUCAAUUAACACAAUGAAACAACCUCAAACCCUGAGUCCACCAUUAUUCGAAACCCUAGAACCCAUGCUCAACGAAUCCAUCUACCACUUUCUAACCGAAUUCCACAACGGCAGAACCGAUUUCUCCGAACUCACUUCCAUUUUCUUCCGCUUGAUCCAGUCCAUGACUGAUCCACCCCUUGAAUUCAUCUGGUUUUACUCCGCAAUCACUUUUCAAACCCUUAACUCAACCGCUGUAACCGAUUCUCAUCGCUUAUUCCUUUCGGUUAACGACUUGUUUCACUCGUUAGUCUCCUUUCGUCACCGGUCUCAUAAUAAUAACUGUUUUAAGUCAGUGUCGGUUGUUGCUCCGGUUUUAUACUCUUUAGUUAACUUUAAGUUUGAUGUUUCUAGGUUAAGGAAUGAGAUUGUAGGGUUAGCGGAUGCGAUAGUCGGUCACAUUAUUAUGUGUUGUAGUAAUAAUAGUAACGGUUUGGUGGGCGAAGAGGUUGGGGCUGGUUGGGUUGGUUUAGUGCCGAUUUGGAUAGCGGAUCAGGUUAGGCGGAAUGAAGGUCGUGUAGACGGUUUUAAGUUGUUUUUUCCGCUUUCGAGUGAGGAUAUGCGUAGGGGGAUUGUUGGGGAUUGUGGGAUGAGGUAUCUUGCUGCGGUUGUUAUGGUUGAGGCGUUUUUGUUUAGGUUGUGUUUGAUGUUUGAUUCAGGGGUGGCACGGGUGGAUUUCGAUAAGGAUGUUAAGAGUUGUGCUGCUCAGAUUAUUCAGGGGUUUAAGAAGAAUACGUCGUAUUUAGUAAUGCUUUUUAAACUACUGCUGGAACCAAGUUUGCCAGUUGGAGAGCUUUUGGCUGCACCGGAUGAACUCAUCCUCAGGCGACUGCUUUAUGAUGUUGCAUUGGAUUUUGGCCCGUUUCUUAGCUGUGAUACCUCCCUUGACGAUGCUCAGUACAAAGAGAUUGUAAUCUUAUGGCUGUUUGUCGCAAACUCAGCAUUGCAGUUUGCAAGUGAAAAUGGUGACCAUGUUGGAGUCAGUUGUUAUCGCAACGCCUUUUCAGCGUCUCAGCUGCCACAGCAGAUAAUUUUAUGGGUCACCGGCGUAACAAGUGUGAAACCAACCGUACCCGAUAUUUCAUCCCCAAAGGACAUUAUUGGCUGGCUAUUGGUACUGGAACAGCAGGGAUUUAAAAUAUGUGAUCACAACAUCUCAGAAUUACACGAGAAAACUUUGAAGUACAGCUCAAUGGCCAAAGUCAAUGGAGUCAAAGACGGUCAUGAGAGUCAAACUAUGGUGGAAGAUGCACCUGUAAGUAUCAAUGGGAGAAGAAAACGCAGUAGCACGGGGUUUUGGGAGGUACAAAAGCAGAUUAAAGUUAUAAAGUGCUGUCAUGAGAAUCUGGGAGAUGAAGGUUUCUGUGGUAAAACUGAGGUUGUGGGUAACUCGCUUUCUGAUCAAGAGAUGGUAGAUAUGGUUCGGUGAGUUGACCACUGCAAUGGUGGUUGUACAAUGUUCUAAAUGUUUCAUUGCUGCAAAGAUUUAGGUUUAAAGUAGGGUUGCAUGGGUCGUGUUAGGCUAGUCGGUUUGUUUUGGUUUAGAAAAUUCGGGCUGACGGGUGCAGUUUGACUUUCGGAGUGUUGAACCGAAGCAACCCUGUUAAGUAGGGACACGCGUAUUAAAUAACAAGUCGAGUUAUCCUUAUAUUAUAUGAUGAUUUGAAAGGGUUAA